Messenger RNA from Nanorana parkeri, 1324 nucleotides. RefSeq names its product mitogen-activated protein kinase 12-like. The coding region runs from base 113 to 1192 and encodes 359 amino acids. The transcript has 12 exons. Gene Ontology annotation, biological process: intracellular signal transduction; protein phosphorylation. Gene Ontology annotation, cellular component: cytoplasm; nucleus. The record is from RefSeq and is a predicted model, not a curated record. Gene Ontology annotation, molecular function: ATP binding; MAP kinase activity. NCBI's taxonomy places the organism in Eukaryota, Metazoa, Chordata, Amphibia, Anura, Dicroglossidae.
GGAAGUGCGACUGUUUACAUGACAUACCUGAGGCGGGAGGGGUCCCUCCUCUGGGGGAGAGAUAAGAUUAAAUAUCUCUCUGAGAUAGAAACUCACUCAGGAUACACACAGCAUGGAAUCAGCACCCAGGAAAGGUUUCUAUAUUCAGGAGAUCAAUAGAACCAAAUGGGAGGUCCCCGUGCGCUACAAAGAACUGAGAGCCAUCGGUUCCGGAGCUUAUGGGACCGUCUGCUCAACCAAGGACUCCGUGACGGGGGAACGUGUCGCCAUUAAGAAGUUGCUGCGUCCGUUCCAAUCUCUGAUUCAUGCCAAGAGAGCAUACCGGGAGCUCCGCCUUCUGAAACAUAUGAACCAUGAGAAUGUGAUCUCCCUUCUUAAUGUCUUCUGCCCUGAUGACUCCCUGGAAUGUUUUCAGACAUUUUACCUUGUCAUGCCAUUCAUUCCCCUGGACUUGACACGGGUCAUGAAGAUACAAAAGCUAAAUCACAGCAUGAUCGUAUAUCUCCUCUACCAGAUCCUACGAGGACUACAGUAUAUUCAUUCUACGGGUGUCGUGCACAGGGACUUGAAACCGAGCAAUCUCGGGGUGAACGAAAACUAUGAAAUCAAGAUUUUAGAUUUCGGGCUGGCUCGCCAAAUGGAGAGUGAAAUGACUGGAUACGUGGUGACACGCUGGUACAGAGCACCAGAAAUUAUUUUAAAUUGGAUGCACUACACCCAAACAGUGGACAUUUGGUCUGUUGGAUGCAUCUUGGCUGAAAUGAUCACAGGCCGUGUUCUGUUUCCUGGUGGAGACUAUUUUGACGAACUGAACAAAAUCAUUGAGGUGAUAGGAAGUCCUCAACCAUCAUUAAUCAUCAAGAUGGAAAGCAAACAUGCUCAAGACUACUUUAAAAUGCUUCCACAGAGGCAAAAGAAGAAUUUUAAGGAGGUUUUCCCAACAAUGAACGCACUAGAGAUCGAUUUGCUGGAGAAAAUGCUGGAACUGGACCCGGAAAAGAGAUUAUCUGCUGCAGAGUGCCUGGCACAUCCGUACCUAGCAGAGUACCAGGAAUCGGACCCGGACCCUCCCGCAGAGAAAUACGACGACUCCUUUGAGAACCUGGACCUCGGAAUCGCGGAGUGGAAAAGUCUAAGUCACAUGGAAAUCAUGACAUUCGAUCCGAAAAACCCGAGCCAGCGCGCUGUUUGACCACACUGGCGCGGUUCCCUCUCGUCUCCUUGGCAACCGCCUCGUGGAACUUUGAAGAAGCUCCAGAGCGUUUCAGCAUCAAAGCAAAGACCAGCCCGGUCAUAAAAGAUGGAUUCGAGUUGAACAUUGAAG